GGUAGCUGGCACACCAUCAUACGUUGUAAUCCUAUUCGCGAUAAUAGGUAGUACUGAAUUAGCUUGGCCGAGCUGGCUUGCUUUGAUUAUAUGUGCAUACUAGGUUACAUUUCAUUGGUUGCUUUUCUUGUUGGGUUGUAUUCGAAUCAACCUCGCAUGAGAUGGAAACCAACAGCAUAUACAGCUUUUCUGGGUAGACGCUCUUUGUAUCAACCAGGAAGACUCUACUGAACGUAGCCACCAAGUAACGCUCAUGGGGACCAUCUACCGAAACACGAGUUCAGUAUUAUCGUGGCUUGAAGAUCCAGAGAUAAGUUGGUGGUGGACCGCCUUGUGAUGGGGGAUCUCUUGGUUUCCCUAAUAACACAUCUGCCGCCGCAACCCGGGUCUGCCGAAUAUAUCUGUCUAUCUGACAGAGUAAUCAUAGCAGGGCUCGGGACCUUUGCCACUGACCCGAGCAUGCCUGAGUAUAUACAUGUCUCUUUUCCAAACUUAUGGUGGUAGAUUAGGGAUUGGACCGGAUGGUCUAAAACCUGGAGAUGCAGUUUGCCUCAUCGAUGGAGCUCCAUCUCCAAUUCUCCUGAGGAAGGAUGAUUUAUCAGAGAAGGAAGAUUCACCUUUGGUACACAUGGGAGCACGCUUUAUUGUAGGGUUAUCAGAUGAAAAGCCUGCUGAGAUGAUCAAAAGAGGCGAGCUGGAAAUUGAGACAUUCAAAAUACACUAGGUCUAUUGAAAGGGUAGGUUCUUUGAAUAUGUAGUAACUAGUAUGUAGAGUUGAUA
Molecule: messenger RNA, 780 nt
Organism: Daldinia decipiens
Lineage: Eukaryota; Fungi; Ascomycota; Sordariomycetes; Xylariales; Hypoxylaceae
Exons: 1
Coding region: 476-724 (82 amino acids)
Source: RefSeq, a predicted model, not a curated record